UAAUAAAAUAUAUAUUUAUAUAAUUAAAAAAACUGUUUGGUUGUCUGUGGUAGUUGCAAAGAAUGUGUUGCAAAGGAUGAUAAUUAUUUUAAGAUUUAGAGCACAAAAAGCUUAGUGAUUCCUUUUUGCUGUUAGGUUGGCACAUUGUGAGGUUUGUCUUUAAUGGAUGUUGUGGGUGUAGCUAAAUGAAAGUGAAAACAUUAUUGUAAUUUAUAGCCAAUUGGUGCUUAUAACUAUAAAAAAAAUUAUAGUAUUUAAAAUAAAUAAGAGUAUUUAUUUCAGUGUGUAAUUGCUGGCAGGAUCAUCGCCAUGAGAUUGACACAGGCUCGAAUCGUGUAUGGUUUCGAGGUGCAUAUUUCAGUAAACAAAACUACCUAGGGUAAAAGCAGUACAUACAGUAUAACUGAACAUAACCCUGGGACUGCAGCAUUGGCAGAAAAGGCAGUGUCAUGGACGGCCCACACAAUGACUCUGGCACUGAUUCAGACUUCUUUGCACAUAAAGAAAUUAGGAAUUCCCCACCAUGGUGUGCAUACGGUCAACCAGCAAAAUCUUAUAUAAGCAUGCAAACAGAUAAUGAAUCUAGAGACCUGUGGCCGAAUUUUAGCGAAGAUGAACUCAAAUAUUCCAGUGGUUCAAGAAAAAAAGAAAGGAGGACGACAGUGAAAGAAGAAAAGAAACAGGAGAGGAAAAAAAUGUCUGACAAAUUAACGCAGACAACAGAGAACAAACAACUAAUUGAACGAUCAUUAGAGGAGGUGAAUAAAAAGAAAGCUGAAACAGAAGAAAAGAUAGAACAACUUGAGAGAGAUUUAGGGAAGGUGAUUAAAGAGAAGACUAAACCAAAUGAGGAGACAACACAACUUGAGCGCGAGUUAGAGAAGGAGGUUAAAGAGAAGACUAAAAUGGAAAAGAAAAUCUCAUACCUCGAGGGACUGUUAAAGGAUUCAUAUAAUAGAAACAGAAAAUUGAAGAAAAACUUUCUUUCUUUCACUUUGCUAGCCUUUGUGCUGGUUGUGGUCCUACUGUGCAUUGGAUUAAACUUAGUUUUCAAAGGACAUGAGAUAAAUCAUGAGCUCAGACUGAUGUUGGUGGGGAACACUGGAGCAGGAAGGAGCGCAUCAGGAAACACAAUCAUGGGUGAAGAGGUCUUCAGAGUUGAACAGUCUCCUGCGUCUGUGACUGCAAGCUGUAUGAAGAGGAACAAAGUCCUGGAUGGAAGAAAUAUCACCAUAAUUGACACUCCUGGUGUCAUGAACACAUGGUUAAAAUCUGAUCAAAUGGCGCACCAUGCACAUGAAUGUAUCUCCAUGUCUUCUCCUGAUCCUCAUGUUUUCCUGCUAGUGAUCAGACUGGGAAGGUUCACGGUGGAGGAGAGCAAUGCUGUGAAGUGGAUUCAGGAGACCUUUGGAGAAGAAGCUCUGAAGUUCACCAUGAUUCUGUUCACUGGUGGAGAUCUGCUGGAAGGGAAACCUGUGGAGAAAUUUAUAAGUAAUAGUUUUGAUCUUCAGAAUCUUGUAGAUACCUGUGAAGGUAGAUAUCAUGUUUUUAACAACUAUGAACAAAGUAAGCGCACUCAAGUCACAGAGCUGUUUGAAAAGAUAAAUGCAAUGCUACACCAGAACAUGGGCUACUUCUACAUGAAAGAGGUUCAUCAGAAGAUGAAAGAGAAGAACAGGGCUGUGGUGGAAAAACUGAUCAGAAAUGAGGAAUUAAAACGAGAACAGCUGAAAGAAGAGAUGAAAGUUGAAGAGAGGAGGAAGAUGAAUGAGAUGGCAGUUAAACUGCAAGAUGAGCAGUAUGAGAAUAAACAUCUUAAGGCAAAGUUAGAACAUGCAUAUGGUAUAUUGUUCUGGUUUAAGGCCUUCACUGGCAUUCUCAUUCUAACACUGAUUGUGGUUUGGUUUAAGAAAUGAAAAAAUACAAAAUAUCCAGACCAAAGACACUUGUUGAUGUUGUUACACUUGAAGUUUUUAAUCUUUUAGAUUACUGAAAAGUAAUGCCUCCACAUUUUUGUGUUUUCAUGUUGUCUAUCCAUUAAGUCAUUUUAUGUUUUCAGUAGCAUGAUAUGGAAAAAUAAGUGGUUAAUGUUCGAAAUAUUUAUAAAGAAUUAUCAUCAUAACCAGCAGAUAAAUUCAAGGUCAAGGUCACAGCAAGGUCAAAUAUCUGAAAACCCUUCCUCCCUGUUUGUCAUACAGACAGAUAGGAUGUUAUUUCUUUUUUCAUGUUAGAUGUCACAACAAGGUCAAAAGUCGAAAAAAAAUGCAGGACAUCCUAAAAAUCCACAUUGAUAGGUUAAAUAAGAUGUAGGUUGUUUUGCAACCUAUUUUUCAUAUGCUUUAAAUGUUCUCCAGACAAUGUUUUAUGGAUUAGCCGGGGGAAGACCCUCAUAAAUACCCGAUUCAAUGAACUUGUGUGACAUCACAAACUUUAGCAUAUCAACACCAGUUAGACUCACAGAGCUCUCGGAUUCACAGCAGUCAAUCAGGUACUGAAUACAUAUUAGUUUUACACUUCUAAUAGAGUAUAUUGGUAGUUUUGAUUAUGGCUUGUUAUUUGCUGUUUACGUAUGGUACAUUUUGUAAAUAAAUUGUAAUUAUU
Messenger RNA from Clarias gariepinus (North African catfish), 2601 nucleotides. RefSeq names its product GTPase IMAP family member 7-like. Lineage: Eukaryota; Metazoa; Chordata; Actinopteri; Siluriformes; Clariidae. Gene Ontology annotation, molecular function: GTP binding. The record is from RefSeq and is a predicted model, not a curated record. The transcript has 6 exons. Bases 450 to 1916 code for a protein of 488 amino acids.